AUGGAUGGCCAAUUAACCGAGAUGGAAGAACAAGAUAUCAGAUUUAGAAAGCAAAGAGAACUAGCUAUGAAACUAGUCAAAGUCAAACACUAUGCAGAUAUGUUUCCAGAACAUACAAAUCCAGGUACAACCCACUAUAAGAAACCUGUGCACGACCACUUACACAAGGGAAGACCAGUUAAGGAAUUAACUGUUCCAAUGAAGAGAAAUGCCGGUAGAAACAAUACGGGCCAAAUCACAGUCAGAGGACUUGGUGGUGGCCACAAGAGAAGAGUGAGAAUCCUUGACUUUCAUAGACUUGAAGCAGGAAGGAACCAAGUUGUGAGAAUUGAGUAUGAUCCAAACAGAUCGGGCCACAUUGCACUUUUGAAACACAUGGAAACUGGCAAUUUGUCAUACAUUGUUGCACCUCAAGGUCUUCGUGGUGGCGAUAUUGUCGAAAGUUUUAGACAAGGUAUUCCAAAAGAUUUCAUGGAAGAAAUGGAUAGAACAAAUAACGGAGAAAUCGAUGAAGCUUUGUUAUCGGCAAGAAUCUUGCAAAGAGGUAAUUGUUUGCCGUUGAGAAUGAUCCCCGUUGGAUCCAUCAUACACUGCAUUGGAUUAAACUCGCAGCGAAGAGCUCAGUUGGUACGUGCUGCUGGUACAUUUGGUAAGAUUUUGGGUAAAGACCAAGAGAGGCAAUUGGCCAUCAUCAAAUUGUGCAGUGGAGAACAAAGGUAUAUCUCAUUGGACUGUCACGCUACUUUGGGUGUUGUCUCAAACAAAGAGCACCAAUUGAUCUCAUGGGGUAAAGCCGGUAGAAGACGUUAUUUGGGUAAAAGACCCGUGGUAAGAGGUAUGGCAAUGAACGCCAAGGAUCACCCUCAUGGUGGUGGUAGAGGUAAGUCCAAAUCCAACAAGUUUACCCAAUCUAUGUGGGGACAAUUGAAAUUCACAAAGACAAGAAUGCGUCCAAAUCCAAUGUGUAUUAAGAAUAGAAAGGGUAGAGUUAUUAGGCAUAAGAAGUAG
Molecule: messenger RNA, 1008 nt
Organism: Lodderomyces elongisporus
Lineage: Eukaryota; Fungi; Ascomycota; Pichiomycetes; Serinales; Debaryomycetaceae
Gene: RML2
Product: mitochondrial 54S ribosomal protein uL2m
Exons: 1
Coding region: 1-1008 (335 amino acids)
Biological process (GO): mitochondrial translation
Cellular component (GO): ribosome; mitochondrial large ribosomal subunit
Molecular function (GO): RNA binding; structural constituent of ribosome; transferase activity
Source: RefSeq, a predicted model, not a curated record